ACAAGUUGAAGUGGCAUAUUAAAACUACAUGGAAAUUAAAAUUAAAGGGUUGUUACUUGUUAGUUAGGUGUCAUAAGUCAUAUGUGACUAAUUUUUUACCAUCUAAAUUAAUUGUACUUAUGAAAUAUUGAAGAACCUAUGUUACUAAAAGGAAAAAUAAAAUAAAAUAAAAACACAAUGAUAUUGACAUAAGACCACGGAUUGUAUUUAGUUUUUUAGAUUUUUUUGAAUGAAUGAUGAUAAAGGGGGACCAAGUUAAUUAAAGUAGAAACACACAAACACAUAAGACAUUGGAUCAAGUUUUCUUUGGUUCCCUAUAGACAAGUCAGCAUCAUUUUAAUGAUGUGGUGGUGGUGAAUACGUGUUCAAAAAACUUAUGCUUAUUUUGAUGUUAUAUAUAGCAUUAUAACCGUUCUUAUACCAUCAACCACUCAUAUCCAUUUUGUCAAAUUGUUCUUUUUCUCUUCACUUUGUAAUCAAAAAUAAACAAAGAGAGAAAAAUGGAGAGAGGGAAUGAGAUGAAGUUAUCAAAGUUUAAGACAAUUUGUGUGUUUUGUGGUAGUAGUCCUGGUAAUAAAACUAGCUAUAAGGAUGCUGCUAUUGAACUUGGAAGAGAAUUGGUGUCAAGAAAUAUUGAUUUAGUUUAUGGAGGAGGGAGCAUUGGUUUGAUGGGGUUGAUUUCUCAAGCUGUUUACAAUGGUGGUGGACAUGUAAUUGGAGUGAUUCCCAAAACACUUAUGCCAAGAGAGCUUACUGGAGAAACAGUGGGGGAAGUGAAGGCAGUAGCUGACAUGCAUCAAAGGAAAGCUGAGAUGGCUAGAAAUUCUGAUGCCUUUAUUGCCUUACCAGGUGGCUAUGGGACACUUGAGGAGCUCCUUGAGGUGAUAACAUGGGCUCAACUUGGCAUCCAUGAUAAACCUGUGGGUUUGCUGAAUGUUGAUGGAUACUACAAUUCCUUUUUGUCUUUCAUCGACAAUGCUGUGGAGGAAGGGUUCAUUAGCCCCACAGCUCGUCAUAUCAUUGUAUCUGCCCCAACACCAAAAGAGCUUGUCAAAAAUAUGGAGGAAUAUUUCCCACAACAUGAAAGAGUUGCCUCCAAGCUAAGCUGGGAAAGUGAGCAGCUAGAUUAGUCCUCAAAAUUGAGAAAUCUAGACAUGAUUAGAUGGUGAUGGCAGUUUGUGUAGAGAACAAUUGUUAGUCAGAAUGUGACACAAAUUGAGGGACUAAUAUGGUAGAAGAUCACAAUUUCAUGGAGCCGGGAUUUUUGUGUGCUCUUACAUUUCCUUGUUAUUAGUGUAAACAAUAGAUUUGGAAUCUUAGCUAUGAAGGCUAACUACUUUAUGCUCAAUGUGAAUUCUGUUUUCUGUUUUCAGACUCAAUCUGUUAACUGAAAAGAAAAACAAAAAAACAAAUUGAGCACAGAAUUGAAGUAACAAUACAAACCCUCCUCUUUGACACA
Trifolium pratense (red clover) is the source of this 1459-nucleotide messenger RNA. RefSeq names its product cytokinin riboside 5'-monophosphate phosphoribohydrolase LOG1-like. Gene Ontology annotation, biological process: cytokinin biosynthetic process. The record is from RefSeq and is a predicted model, not a curated record. The transcript is spliced from 7 exons. Gene Ontology annotation, cellular component: cytosol; nucleus. Gene Ontology annotation, molecular function: hydrolase activity, hydrolyzing N-glycosyl compounds. NCBI's taxonomy places the organism in Eukaryota, Viridiplantae, Streptophyta, Magnoliopsida, Fabales, Fabaceae. Bases 501 to 1130 code for a protein of 209 amino acids.